Molecule: messenger RNA, 284 nt
Organism: Mus pahari (shrew mouse)
Lineage: Eukaryota; Metazoa; Chordata; Mammalia; Rodentia; Muridae
Product: vomeronasal type-2 receptor 116-like
Exons: 2
Source: RefSeq, a predicted model, not a curated record
AUGUUUAUUUUCAUGGGAUUCUUCUUCAUUCUUAACAUUCCACCUCUCAUGGCCAAUUUCAUUGAUCCCAGAUGCUUUUGGAGAAUAAAUUUGAAUGAAAUAAAGGAUAGACAUUUGGGAUUAACUUGUACUUUCAUCCUGGCAGCCAUUCAGAAACCUAUUAAGAAAGAUUAUUUGAACAAGACUCUGAAUGUCCUAAAAACAGCUAAAAACCACAAAUAUGCUUUGGCAUUGGCCUUUGCAAUGGAUGAAAUCAACAGGAAUCCUGACAUUUUACCAAAUAU